AUGGGCGGCCCAGCUCGUUUGAGCCGGGUCGAGUUCCGGAUAUUCGUGGGCCGGUCCUCGAGCAGUGGAAACCAACAACCGAUGACCAUGAUGCUCCCGACUUUCCUCAGGGUCUUGUCAAGACCUCCAGUGAGCCAGCUACGACCCUCGAAUCUGACCGUUCAUGCGACACGGGCUACUUUCCAUUCUUCCUGCAUUGCCGAAGGCGGACGCUUAAGCAAGAUCCCUUGGCGACUGUCGAGUACGAGGAAAGCUAACCUCAGGAAACGACUGCGAGAGGUCGAUUCGGUCAUCCAAGCCGUACAAGAAAGCGGCGUCCAAUGUGAAGCUUUGACAAAAGCUAUGGAGUUGCCGACUGAAGCUGAUAUGACUCCGAGGGACAAAUACUUCGUCUUCUCAGCUCGAUCGAAAGGAUAUCGGAAAGGAAUCCACAAAGUGCCCCAUUUUACAAAGAUCACUUCCCGAGUCAACCCGAAGGGAUUCUAAGCUUCCUCGUGUAUAUGUAUGCGUGUGGCAACGGAUGUCGAUCGAUUUCAAAUCAUUAUUAAAUUCAAAAAGAGUAUAGCUGGGCACGUUUGGUCCACAUUGUGUAAAUUGAUAAUCGCUAAGUAACAAAAACUAUACAUACAUACCUUGCCUUGCUUUGGUGAUCACUUCUAAGAAAACGCAACAGUCCACUGAGAGCUACCUUGGCGGUACUAAAAUUUCGAUAAACACGUUUCAUCUUUUUCUCGCAAUUACAUACCCAUGCAAGUACAGCACAAUCAGAUUUGUCAAUGUAGUCACUGGGUCACUUUUUUUCAUAGAGAUAAUCCUAGGUCAUAUUCAUUUCCAAA
Molecule: messenger RNA, 836 nt
Organism: Puccinia graminis f. sp. tritici CRL 75-36-700-3
Lineage: Eukaryota; Fungi; Basidiomycota; Pucciniomycetes; Pucciniales; Pucciniaceae
Exons: 4
Coding region: 1-486 (161 amino acids)
Cellular component (GO): mitochondrial large ribosomal subunit
Molecular function (GO): structural constituent of ribosome
Source: RefSeq, a predicted model, not a curated record